AUGAAUGUUGUGAAUGAGGAAGAGUUGAAAGAAAAAGAUGAUGGGGAUAAGAAUGGAAGUGAAAAGAGUGGUAAUCUCGAGGAGCCUUGUGGAUACAUAGAUAUGUAUGAUCCUGAAAAUUGGGACAACAUAAAAAAAGGAUGGACUGAGUGGAGAGAUUUUAUGGUUGUACAAGGUCCUGCGAAAAGAUUGCCAAUAGAUUACAACUUUCCCAAGGAUGGUGUUAAGAGACAUUUCUCUCAUUUGCAUUAUACAAGACAAUUGGGUGAUGAAAAAAAACAAGAUCGGCGUUGGCUACAUUAUUCAAAGAAAAUAAACAAAAUCUUUUGUUUCUGCUGCAAAUUGCUCAGUAAGAGUGACAGUAGUCAAUUGGCAUCUGUGGGGUUCAGCGAUUGGAGAAAUGUAUUGAAAAGGCUUAAAGAACAUGAAUCUGGUCGUGAACCUAUAUUAUGUAUGAAGCAGUGGGCAAAACUAGAUCUCAGGCUGCAAAAGAAUCAGACCAUUGACAAAUAUGCUCAAGAUGAAAUCAACAAAGAGAAAAUCCAUUGGAGACAAGUGCUGCUUAGGAUAAUUUCUGUAGUGAAAACUCUUGCUAAACAAAAUUUAGUAUUUCGUGGAAGCUACGAAAAGAUUGGAGAAGAAGGUUGUGGGAAUUUCUUAAGCUUUAUCGAGAUGAUUGCUGAUUUUGAUCCUGUGAUGAUCGAACAUCUUAGGAGAUUUAAAGACGUGAAUCUCGUACUCAUUAUCUCAUGGCAGAAUUCAGAAUGA
Molecule: messenger RNA, 768 nt
Organism: Brassica rapa (field mustard)
Lineage: Eukaryota; Viridiplantae; Streptophyta; Magnoliopsida; Brassicales; Brassicaceae
Product: zinc finger MYM-type protein 5-like
Source: RefSeq, a predicted model, not a curated record